Pan troglodytes (chimpanzee) is the source of this 7766-nucleotide messenger RNA. RefSeq names its product cyclin and CBS domain divalent metal cation transport mediator 1 (gene CNNM1). Lineage: Eukaryota; Metazoa; Chordata; Mammalia; Primates; Hominidae. Gene Ontology annotation, cellular component: plasma membrane. The record is from RefSeq and is a predicted model, not a curated record. The transcript is spliced from 12 exons. Gene Ontology annotation, molecular function: transmembrane transporter activity. Bases 2018 to 4936 code for a protein of 972 amino acids. Gene Ontology annotation, biological process: transport; magnesium ion homeostasis.
AAUAUCCUUUAUUGAAUGGAUAAACAAACAGUGACACAUCCAUAUAAUGGAAUGCUACUCAGCCAUACAAAAGGAUGAACUACUGAAAAUCACAACAACAUAGAUGAAUCAUAAAUGCAUUAUGCUAACUUAGUAAAGGAAGGGAGAACCCAAAAGGCUACAGACUGUAUUCUCCAUUUAUAUGAUAAUCCGGAAAAGAAAACUAUAGGGGAGAACAUAUCAGUAGUUCCCAGAGGAUAAGACGAAGGGAGGGGUUGACUACAUACAAUAGGACAGUAAGAGAAUUUGGGGGGUGGUGGUGAUGGAAUUACUUUUUAUUGUGAUGUUUACAUGUAUAUGCAUUUGUCAACAUUCAUAGACCAGUACACCAAAAAGUGAAUUUUACUAUAUAAAGUUUAAAAAUAAAUGCAUAAAAAUAAUAUAGUCGAGUAAAUUCAAACAAUAUAAGGAAUUUAAUAAGAAAGUCUCCCUCCCAGAUCUUGGUGAUAAUAGAUCUGUAUUUUGAGUGCAGUGAUGGUCAUAUACAUCCAUACACGUGAUAAAAUGAUAGAGAACUAUACACGCACAUUACACCAAUAUCAACUUCCUGCUUUUGAUAUUGUACUAUAAUUAAGAUGUAACCGGCCAGGCACGGUGGCUCAUGCCUGUAAUCCCAGCACUUUGCGAGGCCGAGGCAGGCGGAUCACCUGAGGUCAGGAGUUCGAGACCAGCCUGGCCAACGUGGUGAAACCCCAUCUCUACCAAAAAAAAAAAAAAAAAAAUACAAAAAUUAACCGGGCGUGAUGGCGGGCGCAUGUAAUCCCAGCUACUCAGGAGGCUGAGGUAGGAGAAUCGCUUGAACCUGGAAAGCGGAGGUUGCAGUCAGCCGAGAUCGCGCCAUUGCACGUCAGCCUAGGUGACAAGAGCGAAACUCCGUCUCAAAAUAAAUAAAUAAAUUAAUUAAAAUAUGUAACCGGUGGGUCGCUGUGGCUCACGCCUGUAAUCCCAGCACCCUGGGAGGCCGAGGCAGACGGAUCAUUUGAAGUCAGGGAUUCGAGACCAGCUUGGCCAACAUGGUGAGACCCCAUCUCUACUAAAAAUACAAAAAUUAGCUGGGCGCGGUGGCGCACGCCUGUAAUCCCAGCUACUCAGGAGGCUGAGGUAGGAGAAUCGCUUGAACCCGGGAGGUGGAGGUUGCAGUGAGCCAAAAUUGUGCCACUGCACUCCACCCUGGGCGACAGAGCAAGACUCCAUCUCAAAAUAAAUAAAUAAAUAAAUAAAUCUCAUAUAAGUAUGUGUGUACAAAUUUAUACAUAAAUACUUUUAACACAAAUGGUAGCAUAUUAUACUUGCUGUUCUGCACCUUACUUUGUUUCUACAAUUACUUUGGAGAUUUUUUUCCAUAUCACAUAUACAACGGAUCCACCGCAUUAUUUUUUAUUGCCGCAUAGUAUUCCAUUGCACAGUGGUUUCACUUAUUUCAACAGUUUCUUAUUGAUGGACAUUCGGAUCUUAACUAAGAAUUGAACUUAAAUAAUCCAGAAAUUUUUACAAUAAUGAAAGGUCGGCUGGAGUUGAGGCUAAAAGUUUUCACAUAUUCAAGACUUGACUCCAGAAUAUUCUUUUGACCAGAAGGGGGAAUGCAAGUGGCAGGAGAAGCGAAAAGCUGGGAAAUUUCCCGGGCCAAUGGGGAAGCAGUGGAGCCGGCAGGGAAUUACUGCCGGGUAGGAGUUCGCAGAGGAGCACCUUACUUUUGGAGUAGGAGGCCAUGCUGCAAACCCAGACUUUUCAGGCUGCAUCUCAGAUAUACCGAAGUGUGUACCCGCUACGCACAGUGCGGUGAUGCCUGGCCACCUCCAGCCUCCAGCGGGGACCUCCUGCCCAGGCGGAGUCUGAAUGCCCACCGCCACCAGCCCACGCGCGCAGUGGGCGUACACGUGGUGACCUGCCUGCGGCUGGGUUCCCAGCUCCGGCUCCUCCUCCCUCCAGCUCUCCCUCGGCUUCCUGCAGUAUCACGUGCAGCCGCGCUGGGUGCAGGAUGGCGGCGGCCGCGGCGGCGGCAGCAGCGGUGGGUGUCAGGCUCCGGGACUGCUGCAGCCGAGGCGCGGUGCUCCUGCUCUUCUUUUCCCUGUCUCCUCGGCCCCCGGCCGCCGCCGCCUGGCUGCUGGGCCUGCGGCCCGAGGACACUGCUGGAGGCCGCGUGUCCCUGGAGGGGGGCACCCUGCGCGCCGCCGAAGGCACCAGCUUCCUCCUGCGUGUCUAUUUCCAGCCAGGACCGCCGGCCACCGCCGCACCGGUGCCCUCACCGACCCUCAACUCGGGGGAGAAUGGCACCGGCGACUGGGCUCCGCGGCUGGUGUUCAUCGAGGAGCCGCCGGGCGGUAACGGCGUGGCCCCCAGCGCGGUCCCCACGCGCCCCCCGGGACCGCAGCGCUGCAGGGAGCAGAGUGACUGGGCAUCGGACGUGGAAGUCCUGGGGCCCUUGCGUCCCGGGGGCGUGGCAGGCUCGGCCCUGGUCCAGGUGCGAGUGCGGGAGCUGCGCAAGGGCGAGGCGGAGCGGGGCGGCGCGGGCGGUGGCGGGAAGCUCUUUUCACUCUGCGCCUGGGAUGGGCGCGCGUGGCACCACCACGGCGCCGCCGGCGGCUUCCUGCUGCGCGUCCGCCCGCGGUUGUACGGCCCAGGCGGGGACCUGCUGCCCCCUGCGUGGCUGCGGGCGCUCGGGGCGCUCCUGCUGCUAGCCUUGUCGGCCCUGUUCAGCGGCCUGCGCCUGAGCCUGCUGUCGCUGGACCCGGUGGAGUUACGGGUGCUGCGGAACAGCGGCUCGGCCGCCGAGCAGGAGCAGGCGCGCCGCGUGCAGGCCGUUCGCGGCAGGGGGACCCAUCUGCUCUGCACCCUACUCCUGGGCCAAGCCGGAGCCAACGCGGCCCUGGCUGGCUGGCUGUACACCUCGCUGCCGCCGGGCGUCGGGGGCACCGGGGAAGACUACAGCGAAGAGGGGAUCCACUUCCCGUGGCUGCCGGCGCUCGUGUGCACCGGCGCGGUAUUCCUGGGCGCCGAAAUCUGCCCCUACUCAGUGUGUUCGCGGCACGGGCUGGCCAUCGCCUCGCACAGCGUGUGCCUGACCCGGCUUCUGAUGGCAGCCGCCUUCCCCGUGUGCUACCCGCUGGGCCGCCUGCUGGACUGGGCGCUGCGCCAGGAGAUAAGCACUUUCUACACGCGGGAGAAGCUGCUGGAGACGUUGCGGGCCGCAGACCCCUACAGUGACCUGGUGAAGGAGGAGCUCAACAUCAUUCAGGGUGCCCUGGAGCUGCGCACCAAAGUGGUGGAGGAGGUGCUGACCCCCCUGGGAGACUGCUUCAUGCUGCGCUCAGACGCGGUGCUCGACUUCGCCACUGUCUCCGAGAUCCUGCGCAGCGGCUACACUCGCAUCCCAGUGUACGAGGGUGACCAGCGGCACAACAUUGUGGACAUUUUAUUUGUCAAGGACUUGGCCUUCGUGGACCCCGACGACUGCACCCCGCUCCUCACUGUCACCCGCUUCUACAACCGGCCCCUGCAUUGUGUUUUCAAUGACACCCGACUGGACACGGUUCUGGAGGAGUUUAAGAAGGGAAAAUCUCACCUGGCCAUUGUCCAGCGGGUGAAUAAUGAGGGAGAAGGGGACCCUUUCUAUGAGGUGAUGGGCAUUGUCACGCUGGAGGAUAUCAUAGAGGAGAUUAUCAAGUCGGAGAUCCUGGAUGAAACUGAUCUCUACACUGACAAUCGGAAAAAGCAGAGGGUCCCGCACCGGGAGCGGAAGCGGCAUGACUUCUCCUUGUUUAAGCUUUCGGACACGGAGAUGCGGGUGAAGAUCUCACCACAGCUUCUGCUAGCCACACACCGCUUCAUGGCCACAGAAGUGGAGCCCUUUAAGUCUCUGUACCUUUCGGAGAAGAUCCUGCUCCGGCUCCUGAAACAUCCCAACGUGAUCCAGGAGCUGAAGUUUGAUGAGAAGAACAAGAAGGCCCCGGAACACUACCUCUACCAGCGCAACCGCCCUGUGGACUACUUUGUGCUGCUUCUACAGGGUAAAGUGGAGGUGGAGGUUGGUAAGGAAGGCCUUCGCUUUGAAAAUGGAGCCUUUACUUACUAUGGCGUCCCAGCCAUCAUGACCACUGCCUGCUCAGAUAAUGACGUGCGGAAGGUUGGAAGUCUGGCUGGAUCUUCUGUCUUUCUGCCCGUCUCUGUGUCUCGUACCUUCGCUGUCAGCAGAGGGGACUCUCUGGCAGGCUCCCCAGUAAACCGGUCCCCUUCUCGCUGCAGUGGGUUGAAUCGCUCUGAGUCUCCAAACCGAGAGCGCAGUGACUUUGGGGGCAGCAACACCCAGCUGUACAGCAGCAGCAACAACCUCUACAUGCCUGACUACUCAGUCCACAUCCUCAGCGAUGUGCAGUUUGUGAAGAUCACACGGCAGCAAUAUCAGAACGCACUCACUGCCUGCCACAUGGACAGCUCACCUCAGUCCCCUGACAUGGAGGCCUUCACAGACGGGGACUCCACUAAGGCCCCCACAACCCGGGGCACACCCCAGACCCCUAAGGAUGACCCCGCCAUCACGCUCCUCAACAACAGGAACAGCCUGCCGUGCAGCCGCUCAGAUGGGCUGAGAAGCCCCAGCGAGGUAGUGUACCUGAGGAUGGAGGAGCUGGCCUUCACCCAGGAAGAAAUGACUGACUUCGAGGAGCACAGCACACAGCAGCUCACGCUGUCUCCUGCAGCCGUUCCCACGAGAGCAGCAUCAGAUAGUGAAUGUUGUAACAUCAACCUGGAUACAGAGACCAGCCCCUGCAGUAGCGAUUUUGAGGAAAACGUGGGCAAGAAGCUGCUGAGAACCUUGAGUGGCCAAAAAAGGAAGAGGUCACCAGAAGGAGAGAGAACCUCUGAGGACAACUCCAAUUUAACACCUCUGAUCACAUGACAGGGCAAAGCCAGCAUUCACUGGGUGUGUGAAAUUCCAGAGCUGUGGGGGAGAAUCCACCCUCCCAUCAUCUGCUUCCCCCAAGGCCUCCCACAGGUGACAGAAUGUUCUGCCUUCCCUUCCGUCUCUUCACCCCUAGCUGUCAGUUUGGCAGAUUUUCCCUCGUUACCUCCAGUUCGACUCAGAACCUUGACAUGGCCAUAACAGAAGGAGGUGCCUCUGAUAGAACAUGCUAGAGAUGGUCUUUUCCACAGCAUAGUCUGGGACUGGAAAAGAGAUGUCUGACUGCAAGCUGACAAUGCCACUCUGGGACCCCUGAUGCUCUUCUUUGUUCUUUGGGUCCCCUGAUGCCAUAGGAGACCUAUCGUCUUGGAACUUGCCAUUCUUUCCCCCACAACAAAAUGUUAACUUUCUAACACAUUUCAUGCAUAGCUUGGCUCAGAAGGUGCCAUUGGCAGACAGGCACAUGGGAGGCUGGAGUAGGAGGUCUGAAGAUUAGUUCAGGGGAUGGACCAAGAAUUUCCCCCAGAGCUUUAAAGAAGUGGGACUCAGCCAUGUUGGCGCGUGAUUGACAUUACAGCACAGAAAACUGUUAGUGACUGGUUUCCUGUUAGAUAAGGGUUCCAGCAGCCUGGGGCAGUAUGUCUCAGCUGGAAUGGAAAGAAUGUGAGAUGGAACCUCAAGUCACUGUUUUUACCAGGGACACAUCUGUUUUGGCUCCCAAUCAGCAGUCUUCAAUCGAUCAAUAAUUCUGCUCUGGAAGAGAAGGAACAGGGAGCAGAGAGACCCAACUGGGAGCCAGAGAUGGAACUUCAGGUCUUAAGUGCAAAUCAAAGCAAAAAACAAACAAAACUUACAUGGAAAAACUGUAAGUGCUGAAAGCAAGUUUAGCCAUGAUAAACCAAAGAGUGCCCAGGUCAGCCAAGAAAGAUACAUAAUCUCAUGGGACUUCAGUGAGAGUUACACAGGAAUGUUGAAGAAUCAUUCUUCUUUUUCAUGCAUUUGUCCUUUUCCCACCCCCUUACUACACCCUAGCAGAUCAGCUGAGUGUACUUUAUUCCAAGAACUUACUGGAUCUCUGGUUUUUCUCCUGAAGUUGGGGCAGGUGCAAUUCCAAGCGUAACCACCAGAUGGCAGAGUGACCGCGCAUACCUGCUUCCAAGAAUAAAACAGUUCUGAAAAGCAACCACAAAGCCGGGCGCGGUGGCUCACACCUGUAAUCCCAACAGUUUGGAAGACCGAGGCGGGUGGAUCACUUGAAGUCAGGAGUUUGAGACCAGCCUGGCCAACAUGGUGAAACCCCAUCUCUCCUGGGCGUGUAGUCCCAGCUACUCGGGAGGCUGAGGCAGGAGAAUCGCUUGAACCUGGGAGGCAGAGGUUGCAGUGAGCUGAGAUCACACCACUGCACUUCAUCCUAGGCAACAGAGCGAGACUCUGUCUCCCCCCGCAAAAAAAAAAAAAAAAAGAAAGAAAGAAAGAAAGAAAGAGAAAAGAAAAGAAAAGCAACCACAGCCAGCCUUAGGGAAAACUUGGAAGUAAGUGAAAUUUGUCUUCAGAAUAACUAUCUCCCUUUCUGAUCUGUCUCCUACUCUUUAGAUGUUCUCAGUCAGGUACUCACUGAACUCAUUGAUCGAGUGCUGUCUGCUAAAUCUCCAAACCAUUCCCAAACCUUUCCCCGUAGUAUACCAUCCAGCUUCCCUCCCCUUCCUCCAAAACCCUCCCUCCCACCUCCCCACACCCAUUCAGUCAUUCACAGGGAGGAGGGAGACUGAUCAUUCCUCUGGGUUAUCUGCAUCUCAAAAGAAAAUGCUUACCCACUGGAACUGUUAACUCAGGGGUUCUUAACUUGGGGUCCAUCACCCCAGGGGGUCCAUAGUUGGACUUCAGAGGGUCUAUGAAACCCCUAAAACUGUCAGUAUUUAAUGUAUUUAUUCUUGUAUGUUUUUUCCAGAGCAUUAAAGCUUUCAUAAGGUUCUCAAAGGUCUCAGACCUACAAAGAGUUAAAACAAACAGACAAACAAAAAAAAAAACACUACUAUUUUAAAUAGUGGAACUUUCAGCCCAGCGUUUCUGCAAUGCAGAGUGAAGUGGAUACUGGGCAGUUCGAGACAGGUUUUUAAUCAUAAGUGGUCUUUUCAAAUGUCCAUCAAUUGAUGGGGAAGGCUGGCACCCACCAAGAAGUGGAAGUCCUCAGAAAUUCUUGGCACACCCUAGAGUAUUGUACAACCAACACCCCCACAUAACUUUGUCCCCUCUUCCCCAACAACCCAGAGCAGGUGUUGCAGACAGGAGGGCCACAGCGUGUGGAAGUAAAGACUUUGGAGCUAGAGAUGCCUUUUCCAGCAAUGAUUAUUGACUUCACCACACCCCUCGCCUGGCCUGGCCUGAGGCUCAGCAGUGCAUGACUUCUCGUAGAUAACUUCACAGUCAUCCAGUCCCAACACCUGCUCUUGCCUGGUAGGAACAGGCGAAGUGUCAGCCCUCAAUGUUGGGUACUUAGACCCAAACCAAUAAAUGGUGAGUUUUGAACAAGAACUACCAUCAUGCAGGCUUCCUGCCCAGCUGACCACUGGCCCCAGGGGUGCCUGCCUGGCUGGUCUUCAUCACCCGAGGCCACCAGGCUCAAGCCACUGCUGUUGCAUUACACCCAUCCCUUUGCAAAAUCCCUAUGGAGCCUGUCACCGCUCCCCUCCCUAUAUACCCCCACCCCACAAAGAUUUUCUUCAGGUUAAAAAAAAAGUUUAAAAAAAAGAUUUUAAAAUAAAGCAUUUAUGAAGGCUCAAUAAAUUGUAAAUAAUUUUUAAAUAAAAUGAAAAUGCCUUUCCUGGAA